Tachysurus fulvidraco (yellow catfish) is the source of this 1995-nucleotide messenger RNA. RefSeq names its product transmembrane O-methyltransferase (gene tomt). Gene Ontology annotation, biological process: catecholamine catabolic process; developmental process; dopamine metabolic process. Gene Ontology annotation, molecular function: catechol O-methyltransferase activity. The coding region runs from base 1061 to 1840 and encodes 259 amino acids. Lineage: Eukaryota; Metazoa; Chordata; Actinopteri; Siluriformes; Bagridae. The record is from RefSeq and is a predicted model, not a curated record. The transcript has 3 exons.
CACACACACACACACACACACACACACACACACACACACACACACACACACACACACACACAAUGAAAUGCAUUCUCUGAUCAUUUCACCUUCUAGUCUUCUCAUCUGAAAAACGGAGGAAUUCAGAGUGUGACAUCAUCAAGGUUAGUUGGACAGUGUGCUUUGUGUAUUUCUGAUUAGCAGUGUUUGAGUUUAAGUGAUAACUGUGUGCUCAUCAGUGUCAAGGCACCUUAUACAAAGAUUAGUUUCUAUCUAAUUGCUCAGAUAUACGUUUUACUCACCAUAUCUCCAAUAAUAAUCUUCACCUGUCAAGUGGACAGUGUGAUGGACUGACCACAGAUCAGUGUGUAUUUGAUAUGUUUCUCUAUACUGAGGGAGUAUGUUCUGAAAUAAAUAAAUAAUCUGAUGAAAUAAAAGUAUAGUGCCUUGGCCAGACAAUAUGGAUCAGUGUGAUGUCAGAGUUUUUCUGUUCAAUAAGAUUGAUAAAUUUUUAUGUAUAAACUAUUAAUUUACAUGAAUGAAAUAUUUUAAAACAAUGAACUUAUUAUUAAUGAAAUAAUUUUAAAUCAAUAAGUUCUCUUAAGUGCAUUUAAAGAAACAGAUGGAGCUUUGACAUUUUGCACUAGUUUUUGUGUGCGCGAGCGUGCGUGCAUGCGUGUGGAGAUAGUGUGCUGUGGUUUCACUGAAUAAUAGAUAAGAUUUCAUGGUCAUUAUAUUUAUGGAGGAUGAGACCAGGGUGGGGGUGGCGAUGUGGUUGGUAACACACACAAAAUAAAAUAGCACGCUAAUAUGCUAAAAAGCAGCUGUGUCAUAUUGGGGCAGGCGUCCUACGAGAGGACAGAGGCUGGAGAGGAUGAGAACAGGGUUUUGUCCUGGGCUGUAGUGUCCCAUGCCAACAUGCUAACAGUGUGUUAUAAUAAACUCAGAGCAAACUAAGUUCAUGUUACUGGACCUGCACCUGGGACAAACAUUUUUUUGCAUGUUCUAACUACUGUGCUAUAUGUGAAAAAGAGUGCUGAACAUCUCUUGGUAUUGAACUGCAGCAGUAAAUUGUGGAAAGAUGGUGUCUACAGCCAUUGCUCUGGCCUUCGUGCCGUUGUUUCUCACGUUGAUCAUCCGGUACCGGUUUUACUUCGUGCUGUUCUACCGGGCUGUGCUGCUCCGCUGGGUUCAAGAUUUCAUGACAGGAAUUAGCAGGGAGGAGAGAGUGUAUGAGUACGUCCUCACACACGCCAUGCCAGGAGAUCCUGACAGUGUUCUUGACUCCUUCGACCUCUGGUGCAACAAUGUCGAAUUCAUCAGCCAUAUAGGACCCAAAAAAGGUUCGAUCCUGGAUCGUCUACUGAAGGAGAUCUGUCCUCUGACGGUAUUGGAACUGGGGGCUCACUGUGGUUACACCACGGUUAGAAUCGCUCGCUCGCUUCCUCUCGGUGCUCGGCUUUACUCAGUGGAAAUGGAUGAGAGGAAUGCACGUGUGGCUGAGAAGAUCAUCCGGCUGGCCGGGUACGACGAUGACACGGUAGAGCUGAUUGUGAGACCUUCCGAUGAGGUGAUUCCCCGUUUACGUGAAGAGUUUGGUAUUGAGCGCCUGGAUUUUGUGUUUAUGGACCACUGGAAACGAUGUUACCUGCCGGAUCUUCAGGCUCUGGAGGACAGCGGGUUACUGGGUGAAGGCUCAGUGGUGUUGGCUGAUAACGUUGUGUUUCCCGGUGCUCCAAGCUUCCUGCGCUAUGUGCGUCGCUCUGGCCUCUAUGAACAACGCAUGCACCGCGCCGCACUCGAGUACAUCCAGGGAAUCCGUGAUGGCAUGGCAGAACUUGUGUACCGUGGCAUCAAGUAAAGGAUAUGUGGAAUAUCAACGUAUUUAACUUAAAAUAAAAGACAGCUACAAAGAACAAACCGUUCAUGGAAAAAAACCCAAAACAAGCAAAAUAAUGAUUGUACAACAUGAAAUUUAGAAAAAAUUAAGUAUAGUAAAAAAUUUCAGAAUGUAAA